AUGGUGCUGAUUCCCAGCUGCUUUGGUCCAGAAGCGCUGCAGGUGCCAAAGCCCAGAUUCCUGACCACGGCCAGGGGCGAUGGAUCGAAUAGGUCCACCACUGCCCACAGCAAUGGUGACAGCACCGAAACGGAGGAAACGGAGGAUGCCAGUCAGCUGCGGGAAAGGCUAGAGCAGCUGAGAGGUGUGCAACAGCUGUGCCUGGUAAUACUGGCAGAGUACCUUCACUAUACGAAUUCCUGGAAUGCUUUGCAAAACAGCUUGGCAGCUGCCGGGGAUGGCGCGUUGAGCACUCACCUGCAGAUGCCCCGUCGCACAGAGACGCCGCAGGAGGCAACACCUUUCGCCUACAAGCACCCCUCGGUGACCCGCGAGCUUGCCGCGAGCAUUGUGCGCCAGCCUGGCAUGGCCGGCCUGGCAAGCCGAGGAGAUGAGCUGGGUGUGUUGCCCUUCACACCUUGGAUUGCAAAGCAUUGGCAAUGUCUCUCCAUGUACCAUGGGGGCAACCUGGGGCAGGAGCUCCCAGGUGCUCCCAGGCCGGCUGCAGCCAUGGCGCAAGAGCCAAUGAAGCUCUACUACUUUCCAUUGAUGGCCAAAGGGCUGGGGCCGGCUCUGGUUGCGGAGCUGUCGGGCCUGCCAUGGCUGGGGCCAAAGGACUUGGGCUUUACUCGUGAUGACUGGCCCAAGUUGAAGGAGUCUGGGAAAUGUGCCUUUGGCCAACUGCCUUUGCUGGAAGCUUCAUCGAUUCGCAUCUCCCAGUGCAUCGCCAUUGUGAACUACAUUGGCAAAGUCUCCGGGCUGGAAGGUGCUUCAGUGGAAGACUUUGCCAUGUCUCAAUCGCUGCUGGCAGAGGGUGAGGACCUCUAUAUCGCCAUGCAGAAAUUCCAGCCCACCUAUACAGUAAAACUGGGCACCUUGGCGCGAGACGGUCUGACCAUGAAGGGUGACGCUGCGACCAACGAGAAGUUCUGGCAGGAGUGGGUGCCAAAUCAAAUGCAGAAGUUGGAUGCCCUUUUGAAAGAGGACAAGUUUACGUCCAGUGGCAAGACUGUGGGUGAGCUGUACCUGUGGUCCAUGCUGCACCAGAUGAAACUCUGCCGGCCCAGCCUCUUCGAAAAAACGCCCCAGCUGGAGCAGUUUUAUGGUCGCCUGGAGAAAGAUCCCAAGGUGCAAAAGGUAGUCUCUGGCAGCUCAUCCUUCGGCGAACUUCAGCAGUACUUCGUAAAUCCGGAGUGA
Molecule: messenger RNA, 1236 nt
Organism: Cladocopium goreaui
Lineage: Eukaryota; Dinophyceae; Suessiales; Symbiodiniaceae
Source: the annotation of a GenBank genome assembly